Xyrauchen texanus (razorback sucker) is the source of this 3296-nucleotide messenger RNA. RefSeq names its product mucin-4-like. The record is from RefSeq and is a predicted model, not a curated record. The transcript is spliced from 2 exons. Bases 144 to 1841 code for a protein of 565 amino acids. Lineage: Eukaryota; Metazoa; Chordata; Actinopteri; Cypriniformes; Catostomidae.
CAAAUUGUCAUUUCCUCAUGUCAGUUCAAAGCUUCAGCUAGUGGAGAGAAGUAUCCCAGAAGGUACCACUAUGCAAACAAAUAAAUUACACAGUACCAGGAAGACAGAGACAGCGUGAUGAGCUCUCAACAUCAGAAGCGAUAAUGGAGUUAACUUUACUGUCCAUCACAGUGUGGCUUACUCACUUCCUCUUUGCCUCGGCUAUAUAUUUCAACACAACUACAACAAAAAAACUGCCAGCAAACAACCUGAGUGACUAUACUGAAAACACACAAAUCACUGGGGCAACAACAGAAACAAACCAAGAACCCAGAAUACUGAUUAAUUCAACAGCUUUGUCACCUCAGACCAUGAGAUCCCAGGGCAGCACAGUUGCUACAGCUAUGCAUGUGGCAUUUACAGAAGAAGCAACAUACAUGCAUCAAUUCAAUGGCAGCAAUGAAUCUCAGAAUGACUUUAUGGAUAUCACAAAAGGACCAGAUGAAGGGAGCGUUAGCAGUGCUAGUAAUGUUAUAAUGGACACAAAUACAAGUCCAAUGGAUACCACAGUUUCUUUAAACCCUGCAAGACUGACACUAAAAAAGGAUGACAAUGAAACAGGAACAAGGUCAAGCACACAUAACACAAGUUGUGACAGUGACAAGCACACCAGUUUCGGCAAAGUUCUGAACACACAGACUACCAAACCAGUCACACAGUCUUUAUCAGACCCUUCCAAUACUGUUACAACAGUUUCCCAGAGAGACUUGACAGGGGUAGGGGAUGAGAGAACGAAAGCUGAUGAAGGAAAUUAUGAAAUGUACUCCACCCAAUCAACAUUUGCUAAUUUGAACGAGGAGUCAAGAGGAACACAAGUCACAGAGGGAAGUUAUAAACUAACAAGUGAACAUGAAGUUUCACUGCACAGUGAGCAAAAUUACAACACAGGAACAAGUACAACAGAAGUGAGUACUUCAACACCAAAAACAAGGAACAACUGGAUAACUCCACACAAUACAAACACACCAAUGACUACCUCUGCUUACACAACACACCUUACUGUUACAGACACAACUGAAUAUCACACCUCAAUACCUGUCCUUGUAGCAAAAAGUGGUGGAUACUGGACAGAGCAGCCCAGACGAGAGCACAGUACAGACUUUACAACACAGCAGAGUUUAUACAGACUCAUACUCUCUACAGCACACAUUGAAAGAGAAAAUAGGAAUGAAACAGACACCCUAGACACACCCAGUGGAAUCACCAGUAACAACAGCACUAUCAUAGCUAAUGUUAUAACAGACAAUAGUACAAAUGCCACAACCGACAAAACAAACCAAACUGAACGAGACAAUACAACAUUGCCCAACUGUUUUAACACAAACUCAGAACAUCAGUUACUGCAAUCAAGGCUGGUCUGCUUCAUCACAAUAUGGACUCUUGCAAUGACUGCUUCAGUUUUCCUUGGAAUAUCUAUUUUCCUGUGUGUGCGUCUGUCAGUCGUUAAAGAGAGGAUGAGGCACAGGAGAAGAGGACAAGAAGAGAAGGGAGUACCAAAGUGGGAGAAGGAGAGCCUCUGGGCAAUCCCCAAAGGAUCGGUGCAGGAGAGAGUGGAAUUCUGGUACAUCAAUGGAUCUACACUGGAGGCAGACAGGAAGGAGAAGCAAAGAAAAAGUGUAGAGAGACUCAAGAGGAAAAAUAAUAAUGAUGAGAACGAACUGUGGAUCCAGCCUAGAGUUACUAUGGAUGAUUUAUCAGAUUUUUGGUUUGCAAAUAGAAGAACAAAGGAGGAGAGGAGAGAGGACAGAGACGACAUUGAAAGACAGCAUGCUGGCAGAGCUGUGAACAAUGUCUACGUUUAGAGAGGAUUUUAAAACAGUGCUUCUCAAUUAGUGGAUAGCUACCCAAAAAUGGGUCUCUGGACUAUUUUGAAAAUGCAAUGCUGAAUGCAAAUAAUAAAAUGCAACUAAUCAUAUAUUGAGCAAAGUUAGGAUUGUGUAUAGUUGUUAAUGCCAAAUGAAAUGCAUCCAAUCAAACUCAAACAAAAUCAAAAUAGUUUAUUUUGAUGCAAAUUAUUCUGUCACUUGGUAAAGAUAGAUGCCAAUGUGUAUGUUGUAAGACAUGCCCUCUUCCUUGAAAACCACGAACAGCAUAUUAAUAAUAUUUUUGUUUUUGACAAUUUAUUAGGUACACCUGCACACCUACAUAUUUAUGAAAUUAUCUAAUCAGCCAAACAUGUGGCAGCAACGCAGUGCAUAACAAUAUGCAGAUACAGGUCAGGAGCUUUAGUUAAUGUUCACAUCAGCCAUCAGAAUGGGAAAACAAAUGAUUUCGACCAUGGCAUGAUUGUUGGUGCAGGCAGGCUCGUUUGAGUAUUUUUGUUACCGCUGAUCCCCUGCCUCUAGCCUCUAGCGUUUACUCAGAAUGGUACCAAAAAGUUUUUUAAUUAAAAAUUCAGUUAGCAGCAGUGAUGACGGGAACGCCUUGUUGAUGAGCGAUAUCAGCGGAGAAUGGCAGGUUCGAGCUGACAGAAAGGCUAUGAUAACUCAGAUAAACACUCUGAACAAUUGUAGUGAGCCGAAUAGCAUCUCAGAAUGCACAAUAUCAAAUCUUAAGGUGGAUGGACUACAACAGCAGAAGAUCACAUCUGGCACUUUAUUAGUGUUCAUAAUAAAGUGCUCAGUGAGUGUAUGGUUUGCCAGCCACAAUGUAUUUUCAGCAGAGAAUGCUGCGGCUGCUGAGAGCCAAAUACUUUAUAUACUAUAUAAUAUUUUAAAGUUUUAAAGAUUUUCAAGACUGGUAAUAGCCUAUUAGUAAAUAUAUAAACACAAAUUUGGUUCUAUGUUAUGUUGCCAUUUGAUGUCAAUCAAUGUUGAAUCAAUGAGUUGUGAAGCAUAGGGUACAUUGGAUGGAAAUCCUAUUCAGUAAGUCAGUCGAACAAUAUUGUCUAGUUUUAGAAAACCUGGAUUGUGGCCAAAUGAGAACGACAUAAAUCCAGAAAGAUAAAUUAGGACUUCCCCUUUCAUAGAAAAGUUUGGUGUGGCCUACUUUAACCACAGAACAUAUUGCUCCACCACUUAAACAUCUGAACAUCGCAAUAUUCCAUUCACACCACACCCAAAACUUUGCACGACACUUUAGUUGGUAUGCAUUUUUUUUUUACAGAUAUAUUUUGAAAUGUGUAUUGUAUUUCAUUAUGAUACCAAACACAAUAAUUUAAAAUAAUUUAAAGGACUAUUCUGUCCAUUAAAUUCAGAUUCUUUAUAUACAUAGGCCUUUGUAAACUAUAUCUUGUGAAAUAAAAUAAAAAUAUAUAU